AUGGCAGCUCUCAUUGGCGUCGACCUCAUCGAGACUGAAAUCAAAGCGUCUUUUGCCAAGCCCCGAAUGAAUCAGCAUACCGAUUUGAGCCGCGGCAUACAAUUUGGCGUGUGCAAAGCCCCCGACCUCCGUUGUAAUCGUGAGAUAUGCGGUGGAGGACAGUGUCACGAGCGCUCCUAUCCCUUCUUUGAACCGAUGAACUUCGCCUGUGACUGUUCCGCGUCGGACAAGACCUUCAGGGAGGGUGUAGAGGACAUUCGACGCUCCGAGGCAUGCAACCGCGACGCACCAAUUGUGGAUUUCGAUGGCGAGACCGUGGUGAUGAUUGACUUUGAGCGCCAGAUGAACACUUUGACAACACACACAGAUGACAUUAACCUUCAAUUUAAGACGGAGAGCCUCUACGCUCCACUGUUUGUGGCUGUAUCGACCGCAGAGAAGCAGUACUUCCGUGUGGAGCUUGAAAAUGGUCUCAUUAAAGUCAGCACCAACAUGAAUAAGGCCAGCAAACCGCCUCGGGAUGCUGAAUUUUUGUUGCAAAGUCCGCGUCUAAAUGACAAUAACUGGCACACUCUGAGAAUACGUCGCCGAGCUCAAUUCCUCUACAUUAGCGUGGACAAUGCGAGUGAGAAGAACGGAGUGUUGGUGGUAGAGAUCCCCAAGGGUGUCUUCAACAACAUCGCCCAACAGAUCUACGUGGGUGGUCUGAUGCCGGAGAACUACGCCUCCCCGCCCUACGGCAACAUGGCGGGUUUCUUGCCUAAAGGACCUAAGUUUGUUGGUGAGAUGCGCAACUUCUACUGGAAUCAGUACGACUUCUUUGGCACUCGGCAGUUGCCUACUCAUUACUCCACCGAUGUUCUCACGCCUCGCCUCGAGCUACCGACAUUCCCGAGUUGGCCACGAGAGCCCAUGUACUCUAUUACUUGCACCUCCAAGCUUAAUUGGGGCACCAUCCAGGUUCCCAUGAAGGCCAAGGAGGCUGGAGACAUGUGGCUUCUGGAAUUCAAGACCAAGUAUGACGGCGUUCUUGCCCACGCACGAGAUGAGAAUACGGGGUCGCACUUCACUUUGAUGAUACUGAAGGGUCGUCUACACCUCAUCUAUUCCAUUGGCGGAGUAACAGGCGUCCAUGAGAUAAUCAACAGUCCCAUCUCCGUUGCCGACAACCUCUGGCAUCGUGUCACCUUUGGUCUGGAUCGGGUCAAGGGUCGCUUUGUCAUCAUUGUCGAUGAUUCAGCUCCUGAGGCUGUCAUCAUUGCUGGAGCCGAGACGAUCAAGGUGUUUACUCUUGCACCAUACAUAUCACCACAAUUGGUACGUCUCGGUGUUGUGUGGUCAGUGUCUUCCACUCAAGGUCCUUCUGCUAUUUCCUUCACCUAUUUGUGCCCAGAUUUUGCUGAUCUGCAUGGCAUUUUACCAUCAGUAUCUGCUUUAUCAUUCCUCCUCCUUGCCGUCGUCAUUCUCUGUGCCCACUCGGCGGCUACCGGAAAAAAAAGAGGUGUUUUAAAGUCUUUUGGUGGAGUGCCAGGAAUUUGGAGCAAGAUUUUGGAAAUAAUUCGUCUGCAUGCACCCACUUCCCUGCCAAAUGGCUACGAGAGCAGUCCUCCAGCUCUCACCGGCUGCCUUGGCGGCUUCAGCACUCGCACAGAUCGCUUUUCGGUUGAUUUGUUGAAGAAGUACGAUGCACAGUUGGAGAGCUUUCCAAACGGAGAAAUUGUACGUGGAUACUGCCGAGGUGAGUUCACGAGGCCUUCCAGCGUUGCAAUCGAAGGGAGAAGCUGGAAGUGUAAAAAACCAAAAGUGACUCCUUCUGUAGGAAGUUAG
This is a messenger RNA of Hydatigera taeniaeformis, 1827 nucleotides long. The record is from the annotation of a GenBank genome assembly. Lineage: Eukaryota; Metazoa; Platyhelminthes; Cestoda; Cyclophyllidea; Taeniidae.